Messenger RNA from Silurus meridionalis, 1368 nucleotides. RefSeq names its product complement factor D (adipsin) (gene cfd). Gene Ontology annotation, molecular function: serine-type endopeptidase activity. The transcript is spliced from 5 exons. The record is from RefSeq and is a predicted model, not a curated record. Lineage: Eukaryota; Metazoa; Chordata; Actinopteri; Siluriformes; Siluridae. Bases 112 to 864 code for a protein of 250 amino acids. Gene Ontology annotation, biological process: proteolysis.
UUUCUCGUAAAGACAGACCUUCUUGUCCACUCCCAAUUUAUAUAAAUAAAAGGCUAGUCUAUAAACAUAUUCAAUUUCAAGAAGGUAGUGUGCAGAAAGGAGUUGUUCAGGAUGGGUUUUCUAAAAGCAUUCAUUGCUUCAGCUUUCUUUUAUGCAUUGCUACUUCCUGGCGAAUGCAUCACAGGGGGAAAGGAAUCUACACCACACUCCCACCCCUACAUGGCCUCACUGCAAGUGGAAGGUGUACACAAUUGUGGUGGAUUCCUGAUCUCUAGCCAGUGGGUUAUGAGUGCUGCACACUGCUUCCAGGAGGGCAAAAAAUAUAAGGCGGUGUUGGGUGCCCAUUCCCUAUCUCAGGCAGAGGACACAAAGCAAACUUUUGACCUGUCUGCUGUCUAUAAUCAUCCUGAUUUCAACAAAGACAACUACAAUAAUGACAUUGCCCUGAUCAAGCUAAGUCAACCAGUCACAGAGACUAAUGCGGUAAAGACUGUGAAGUUCCUGAAAGCAGGAGGGAGUAAUCCUGAUACAAAUUCUCCUGUGUUAACUGCUGGGUGGGGCUCUCUAGACAACCUGGGCGACCGUCCAGACAAACUGCAUGAGGUGACUGUUGAUGUAAUGAAGAGGACGAUCUGUGGUCGCAGUACCUCCUAUGGGAAAUCCUUUACAGAAAAUAUGCUCUGUGCUAGCAAACCUGGCAUGGACACCUGUGAUGGUGAUUCUGGUGGUCCUCUGCUCUAUAAGGGUGUUGUUGUGGGAAUAACCUCAAAUGGAGGGAGGAAAUGCGGUUCCACCAAAAAGCCUGGACUCUACACCAUUAUAUCACAUUAUGAUGAUUGGAUCACCCGCACUAUGACCCAGUAACAUGUCAGCAGUCUGACUCACAAAAUAAGCCAUUUCUUUUUGCUGCAUCUUACUAUAUUUUUAAGGUGGGUUAAUUUUCACCUCAUUAAUCUGGCCUGUCUACAGCCUUUAUUAACGUUUAUGUUCUUUUGCUUGUUGUGAUGAAACUCUUUGAGGUCACACUGGUCACAGAUGCUGUGCACCUCUCUGGUCAUUUACAGCAUGACAAGAUACUUGCUAUAACUCAGUUGUAUACAGUAUUAACAUUUCUUAUUUUUGAAAGUUAAACAAUUUAUUCUGACAUUGUGUAUAACUAUACUGGAUUUCUUCAGAGUUCAUACCAAACCUGAAAAUGUAUUAGUUCUCAGCAUACAAGAGAACAGAUUUUAGAGUUAAUGCAUUUUUUAGCAUCAACUUUCAACAUUUGAACUGACUCCUUGGUUUGGCAUAUACCACCUACAUCAAUAUACAUAUACAUUAUCUUUACCACUGCAAACUUUCAAUAAAAUGUUUAUUAAGAUUGAA